AUGACCUCUUCAGCCACCUUUCUCAUUUCGUUCUUCUCCUUUUUGAUACUCCUCACAUCCGUUCUGGCGCAGCAACCACGCCAUGACACACACGGGCGAGCCCAGCACAGUCCAUACCGCCGCCGAUCCACUCGCCCUGAGUAUACGGUACGCAAAUCCGACGCCGAAAAGCGUGCCGAAGAAGAAAAGAAACGACUGGAGAAGCAAGCCAAAGAGGCCGAAAAAGCCCGCGAAAAGGCCGACAAAGAGGCCGAAAAGGCCCGCGAAGAGGCCGAGAAACACUGCCCCGAAUUACUUGUGGAACAACGCAUAGCCAAUGCCAGUCUGGACAAAGCCGAGCGCGACCUUGCAAACCUUACCGACACAUGUGGUGACCUUGACCGACGACAAACUGAACUCAAUCAGCAGGAGAAGAAUUUGGACGAUCGACAGGUUUCUCUCGAUUUACUUGCCAGGGACCUUGCAGAAGAGGAAGAGCGCCUCGUUCGGAGAGAGAGAGCUUUAGGGCAGGAGGAAGAAGAGCUCAGGGAAAGAGAGGCAAAUAUCCCGACGUGCAAACCGCCAAGAGUAACCCCUGCACCCGCCGCGAGGGUAGCCGGCGUAUGCGAGGCAUGCGGGUCAUGUGAGGCGGAUUUGGAAUGCAGGGCGGGGAUAUGUCAAAGGGCGGCAGCUGGCGAGCCGUCUUGCGCCGCUGCUGAGACAUGCGGUGCUGGGGAAAGGAGGGUGUGUAAAAAGCUACAGUCCACGGACUUGACAGGGGAGGGCAUGCUUACGAAACCGCUUAUGGACGCAGGUAAGUUUUUCGGCAAGACCAAGGAGAUUCCCGGGUGCGUUGACGGAAUGGUGAGGUUUAAUUGUGAUCUUGAGAGUGAAUUAUGCGUAGGAUUUCGGUUUUGUCUCCAGAAGACGUUUGAGGAGUGCGCAACUGAAGGAUUGACAGAGCCUUCUAGGAACAUACCGGUUAUCCCGGAGCUGACGAGGCAGGUAACAAGGCAGGAGAUGAGUGUGAAGCAGGGGUUCGGAGAAGGUGUACCGAGUUGCUGCGUGCUGUUUGUUGCUUCCGAUUGUUUCGAACAGGAAGUGUGCGAAUGCAUGGAAGCGGGCGGAGCAGCCAGGUGA
This is a messenger RNA of Chondrus crispus (carragheen), 1119 nucleotides long. RefSeq lists its product as hypothetical. Lineage: Eukaryota; Rhodophyta; Florideophyceae; Gigartinales; Gigartinaceae. The coding region runs from base 1 to 1119 and encodes 372 amino acids. The record is from RefSeq and is a predicted model, not a curated record. The transcript has a single exon.